Molecule: messenger RNA, 5015 nt
Organism: Procambarus clarkii (red swamp crayfish)
Lineage: Eukaryota; Metazoa; Arthropoda; Malacostraca; Decapoda; Cambaridae
Gene: hep
Product: hemipterous
Biological process (GO): protein phosphorylation
Molecular function (GO): ATP binding; protein kinase activity
Source: RefSeq, a predicted model, not a curated record
CUAGUUACUCCGUCGCCCAAGAGAUGGCUCUCGCGUCGCUCUCAAAAGGAAAACAAAAAUGGCGACGCUGAGCUCCCUCCAAGACAGACUGCAGGGGUUGGGGACGAGGCUGAAGGCUGAGAACGAGGCUGGGACCCGGGAGAGGAUGAACACCAACCUCACCCUAGACUUCACCAGGGAUAGACCAGGCUCGGAGAGGAGACCCAGACCCCUUCCAAUAGGAGAAUCCAGAUUACCAGAACGGCCGAACACCAUCUCAGGAGGACGGCAGAAAGAGCGACGCAAAAUAGAGUUGCCUUUAUUUUUUGAACCCCGCCAACAACCUGACCUUCCAGAAUUAGAUGCACAUGUAAAGGAAAUCACUAGAAAAAAUGGUAAUCUAAUUAUAGAGAGCAAGAAAUAUAAAAGUUCCAUAGAAGAUAUGGAAUACAUAUCAGAAUUAGGCAAUGGUACUUCUGGCAAUGUUGUCAAAAUGCUUCACAAAUCUUCCAAAAAAGUUAUUGCAGUUAAGCAAAUGAGACGCUCGGGGAACAUGGAGGAGACAAAACGCGUUUUCUUUGACCUGGAGGUUGUAUUAAAAUCCCACGAUUGUCCAUAUAUCGUACAGUGUUUAGGCUGCUUCAUCACAGACUCUGAUGUGUGGAUCUGUAUGGAGCUCAUGGCCACUUGCCUUGACAAACUCACCAAACGAUACAAACAGCCGAUACCUGAACCUAUCCUGGGAAAAAUUUCUGUGGCCACGUUAAAAGCCCUUCAUUACCUAAAAGAGUCACACGGUGUGAUUCACCGUGAUGUGAAACCUUCCAACAUUCUUCUCGAUGAACGUGGAAACAUUAAACUUUGUGACUUUGGGAUCUCAGGGAGACUAGUCGAUUCUAAGGCCAAGACUCGGAGUGCCGGCUGUGCUGCGUAUAUGGCGCCGGAACGGAUAGACCCGCCCGACCCAACGAAGCCAGAUUACGACAUUCGUGCUGAUGUUUGGAGUUUGGGCAUCACACUGGUUGAACUUGCAACAGGCCAGUUUCCAUACAAAGACUGUCGUAAUGACUUUGAGGUACUGACCAAGGUUCUCCAAGAUGAUCCACCCUCUCUUCCAAAAGAUGGUACUUUUAGCCCAGAAUUCUGUGAAUUUGUAAAUGAUUGCCUUAUUAAGGAAUAUCGUCACCGCCCAAAGUACAAGAAACUUCUCGACUAUUCCUUCAUUAAGAAGUAUGAGCAAAAGAAGGUCGACGUUUCAACAUGGUUUGGAGAGGUGUGCCACGUGAUGGAUGCUAAAGCUCGGAACUCCCCGCAAAGAGUAAGUAUGUUUUCCUCCCCGCUACUACCCCGAGCUUCGCGGUCCAGCAGCCGGCCACCAAGUGCUCCCAGUAGUAGUGGAGGAGGGGGAGGGGUAGGAGGAGGUGGUGGUGUUAAUGGUGGUGUUAGUAGCGGGAAUGAAUGCGGACCUCCACCUCCCCCCGUGGCACCAAGACGACGGAGUCGCACUCCCGAGGCUCAUAGCCAUGAUCGUGUCAACCAUCCAUCACCUCAACAAUUACAACACCUUCAGCAACAAAAACAAAGUGAACUACAAAAACAUCAACAACUGGAGCAACAACAGCAACAGUCAACGCAACAGCAACAACUACAAAAGCAGCAGCAGAAUGGUGGUGGUGUUAGUAGUCCUAGCAGAAACUCUGGUGGCAACAGCUGCAGCAAUGGUGGCAGUGGUGUGGUUAGUCGGUCUCAGCUUCCAGCCUCUCCCAAUCUGACCCGCGCCGUAUCUGCUUCACCAUCACGUUCUGGGCCCCCAUUGUCCCCCGCUCCCUCCAGGGCAUACUCAGCAUCACCCUUGCAAAGAUCUGUGCCCCCUUCUUCUGCACCCCCCCAUUCAUACCCUGGAGUUACUCAAAUGGGAUCUUUUUCCCAACCCCCUUCAUCAGCCCAACAUCAGUAUAGUGUUCCAUUAACUACACAAACUUUUUCCCCAUUUAAUUAUUCCCCCAGGCCUUAUACACAGGUUUAUAGCCAAUAUUCAAAUCCAUACAACCAGGUGUUACCUCCACGUUCAAGUCAUAAUAGUUUUUAUAAUAAUGUGUCUGGAAAUGGUAGGGAGAGUGGAGAUAACCACAGUAGUAGUAGCAGUAGUCAUCAUUCAUCAAGCUCAGGAAGCACCAGUACAACAAAUAUGUCCGGAGGUGGGAUGGGCACGAGCGGGUCUGUGCGGGAGAUGGCCAGCAGCUGGCCUACGCCCAGUCACUUGGUCAACCUUAGUACGGGGCAGCGAGAGGCCUGGGGAAGCAGUGGCAGUAGUCAAGGGGGGGCGGCUACCACUACCUCGGUCACUCACACACCCACCAUGCACAGGAAAACUCCCGAGCCAGUAAGGUUCAACCCCGAGCCGUGGGCCCCUCGUGGCCGCUUUGCUCAGCCUGCCCACUCGCACCACUUCCGCUCUCACUCCACUGACCUCUCAACCCGAGGCCUGCCCAGCAGCCGCUACCCUCCCACUUACCUGCCCCCCCAUGUGUCCCCCCUCGUCUCUCGAAGGAUCGUGGAACAGAACAGAUCAACAGCAAACACCAGCAGCAACAGCAGUCAGCAGUGCCAGCCAGGAGCACUACCCACCUCUAGUAGCAGUAUACCCCCUCCCUCCGUUAGUCUCACUACCCCUCACUACAGGUACACUCAGGAAGCCUACUACAACAGCCGACCCUACUACACUCCAGAACCACAGCGUAGAAUACUCCCCCGUUUGGGAAACCCCUGACCCCCAAGAACAUGCUCCAAAGAGGCACACCAAGCCUGUGAGCCUCAUUUUCUCAGCAGCCACAAGCGCACAGGAUAGAAGCCUCUGGACCAGGCUCUGUCAACUUUUGGAGAGUGGCCGCCAGCAGCUAGUCAUUGCAGUCAUAGCAUGGAUCAACACCUUACUCGUCUCGUGUGUCCAACAACUUGCCGAUGACGUAUAGAUUAUAUUUGCACUUGCCUGUGACUAGGUUCUGACUAGCCAGCAAUAAUACUUUUUGAGUUGUCAUAAUAAUUUACAAAUAUUUUUGUGUCCUCAGGAGUGGCACUUUCAUUUAUAUUAACUUGUUUUUAUAACUAUGUGCCAUUAUAUUAAAUUACCAGUUUUAGUAUUUUGUAUGUUAAAUAUCAAAUAAUAGUACUGCUGGGUGGUCAAUAAGUCCUCUUGUGUCAUUUUUAUAAGACUGCAACAAUAAUCAUGUUUAUGUGAAUCAAACAAGUUUUUGUGCUCAGGGGAAAUCACCGGAUAUAUUGAUACCAUUGUGUGUAUUAUAAUCUGGUGUAAGUAAUGCCUGAAAUAGGACCUCCUGUUGUGAAGGCCUUACUCAGAUAAAAAAAACACCUAGUUGAAUGCUACAGGCAGUUCUGCAACUUGUUCACGAGUUAAUAUGUUGCUCAUCAUGCUUAUGAAAGCCUGAAUAUACAUGGCAUUACACUAUUGUACUUUAUUCAUUUAGUUUGAAGGAGUUUAAUGAAAUUUGAAAAGAAAAUUGUCAGGAAAUGCCGUUGUUUUCCUUGGAGGAAGUUAAAUAAAACUGAUUGUUUGACAAACUGCUGCAAGAUUGGUGUUGACAAGUUACUUAAGCUUUCACUUGGAGCACCGUCUUAAGCAGUGGAAAUUUUGAUUCAGAUGUCAGUCACUUGGUGCAUAUGCACAUUUAAUGAGUGACAAGUGUAAUACAAGUUUAUUGCAACAUUUCUGACAUUGGUUACAAAAUGUGAUCAAAUGAUGAAUUGAUGGCUUUGAUGAAACUUACGUCAUUAGGGACAAACUGUUUUUUUAAAUUGCUAGCACAUGCUCAUGAAUGUUUUCCUACACACAUUCAUUUUCUGCCACUAACAUGUUUCUCUCUCUCUGACACUGAGAUACAUGCGCGCACACACACACACGUGCACACACACACAUAUAUGUACGUACGUAUAUAAAAUGGGUCGAAUACCUGGAAAGAAAUGGCAUAAAAAAUGUACACAUCAUGGUCUUCAAGGAGAGUACAAUUGUGCAUAACAAAUUCUCUUAGUUUUUAUGAUAGAGCUACAGAGAUCCUGCAAGAGAGGGUUGGGCUGACUGCAUCUACCUAGACUUAAAAAAAUGAAGGCUUUGACAGAGUCCCUUACAAGAGGCUGUUCUGGAAUCUAGAACACAAAGGCCUGCUGACUUUGAUGAAAGCAUUUGACAAAAAAUAAAACCGAUAAUCAGAGUCAAUGCUGUCUGGAGAAGUGACAUCAGAGCAGUGUCACGAGGAUAAGUUCUAGUGCCAGUAAUGUUCAUUGUGUAAAUGAUCUACCAGAGGGGAUUCAGUUACAUGAAUAUGUUGGCAAAAGAUGUUGUUACUAGGGAGAGUAAAAGAGACAGAUUAGUGCCUUGUCCUUCAAAAUGGCCUAGACAAAAUAAGUGACUAGAGCAACACAUGUCAGAUAAAAUUCAAUGUGGAAAAUGCCACAAUGAAAUGUGGAGUAGGUGAAAAUAGGCCAAAAACAACCGUGUUAUGUGUAAAGAUAUUAAAGUACCUCAAAGAGAUCCAGGGUUGAUUCCAGUGAACAGAUGACCACUUCAAAAGGAUUGUGAUAGAAGUCUAAACUACACUUGCAAACUUCAAAACUGUUUUUAAACACAUGGAUGGGAAAGUACUAAAAAAUUAUUUGUGGCAUUUGAGAGACUGAAAUUAGAGUAUGCAGCAGUUGUAUGAUGUUUAUAUCUAAAAAUCAAACCAAUUAGAGAAGGUGUAAAGACAUAGAAUAAGUGCUAUAAGGAAAGACUUGGUGUUGAACAUACAAAAACUGAUACUGUAGAUAGCAAAAGAGAAGAUAUAAUCACCACAUAUAAAAUUAAUACAAUUGAUAAGGAAGAAUAUUUAAAGCCUGCAACAUCUAACUUAAGGAGCCACAGACUCAAGCCUAGAAAGUAAAACUGUUGAAAAAAUGUCCAACAGGUCUCUCUUGUGAAUAGAGGGUCAUGAAGAAAGGUUGUAGGGAAGACAGAACACUGGGAGGUAGCUCUCAUCCUGUAA